Messenger RNA from Leptopilina boulardi, 1369 nucleotides. Its product is annotated as annexin B10-like. Lineage: Eukaryota; Metazoa; Arthropoda; Insecta; Hymenoptera; Figitidae. Gene Ontology annotation, molecular function: calcium-dependent phospholipid binding; calcium ion binding. Gene Ontology annotation, cellular component: cytoplasm. The transcript is spliced from 9 exons. The record is from RefSeq and is a predicted model, not a curated record. The coding region runs from base 189 to 1151 and encodes 320 amino acids.
UGCAUUGUGAGAUGAUUUCUCAAACAUUAACCAGAAGGUGCUGCCUUCUUGCGUUGAGAUACCGUUAUAGAACUAAAUAAAAAUUUAGUCUUCUCUCAGAUUCCUUAUUGUUUGGUUUAAAAUUUUACAAGAAGUUCAUAUUAUCAUCAAUUUUAUUUGUUAAUCUUCAAAUUUAAAGAUUCUUCAUAAUGACGGGUUAUAUUAGAAAACCAACGGUGACGUCAGCACCAAACUUCAAUGCUUCUGAGGAUGGUAUAGCUCUUAGAACAGCUAUGAAAGGUUUCGGAACAGAUGAGCAAGCUAUUAUUGACAUUCUGACAGCACGCAGCAAUGCUCAAAGACAAGAAAUUUCGAAAUUUUUUACUCAGGAAUACGGACGGAAUUUAAUUGAAGAUCUAAAAAGUGAAUUGGGUGGAAAAUUUGAGGAUGUAAUAAUUGCUUUGAUGAUAACGCCUGUUGAUUUCCUGGCUAAACAACUGCAUAAAGCUAUGUCUGGAAUAGGAACUGAAGAAGAGACUCUAGUGGAGAUUCUUUGUUCCCGAGAUAAUAAAGAAGUUAAAGAAAUCGUUGAUGCUUACGAGAGGCUAUACGAUCGUCCAUUAGCGGAACAUAUGUGCAGUGAAACGUCUGGAGAUUUUAGAAGAUUAUUAACACUCAUUGUCACGGGAGUGAGAAAUGCCCAAACCGAAAUCCAUCCAGAACGUGCUAGAGAGACAGCUGAGAUGCUGUAUAAUGCCGGAGAAGGAAAAUUGGGAACUGACGAAGAAAUUUUUAACAAGAUUUUAGCUCAUGAAUGUUUUGGACAACUUCGUCUUAUUUUCGAGGCUUAUAAGGACGUUAGUGGAAGAACCAUUGAACAAGCAUUAAGAGACGAGGUCAGCGGUGAAUUGAAACAUGCAAUGUUGGCCAUAGUGGAAUGUGUACAAAGUCCACCAGCAUUUUUCGCUAAGAAAUUGCGUAAAGCAAUGGAAGGUGCUGGAACAGAUGAUCGAUCAUUAAUACGUAUUGUCGUCAGUCGUUCGGAAAUUGAUCUUGGAAAUAUAAAAGAGGAAUACGAGAGGCUUUUUGAUAAAACAUUGGAGUCAUCGGUAAAAAAUGAAACCUCUGGUGAUUACAAAAGGGCAUUAGUUGCACUAAUCGGAGGAGCAUAGUUCAAAUAAAGUUUUGCGAUAGGCAAACUUUUUUUUAUUCAUUUGACAAAACAUAAAUUUGUUACGAAAUAAUUAUAACUUGUAUAAUUAGAUUAAUAUGUAAAUUACGUGUCUUAAAGUUUGAGAUUCGACGAAAUGUGAAAGUAAAUUAUUUUUUAUAAGCGCAUACAUUUAGGAAAAUUGAUUAACAUUAAUAAAAUUUUAGUCAUGAAAAACGA